AUGAGAGCGUUUGCUGAAGCCCUUAUUACGGCUUGUUUAAAGGAAUCUGUGAGGUUUGAACUAGGUCUCUUCUCUCCGGUUCUAAAGGAAAGAAUCUAUGGUGAGGAAUCUGCCUCGUUCACCAAUUCCUCUGGUGUUACAGUUAACCUUAAUCUUAACUCUUCCCACCAAAACACGAGAAACACCCUUGUACAGAUUUUGGACGGAAACGAGAAAGUAGCUGAAAUCCUUGCCACUGAAGUACACAAAGCAGUAGAGCUAUCUGAAGAUCUAAAAACCCAAGUAGAAGAUCUUGAAACUACAGAGUUGGAUAUCUCCGAUGUUGGUGUUUGGAUAGAUCCCAUUGAUGGAACUUCACACUAUAUUAAGGGUAAGGAGAAACUAUGGAAUGGAUAUCCUGUUUCUGGGCUAGAGGUGGCGAAAGUUCUGAUAGGUGUGUACAAUUGUACAACUGGUGCGCCUAUGUUUGGGGUUGUCGGGUCACCUUUCAGUGCAACCUGUCACCUCGUAUUUGGAUCCACCCAGCCCGGUCAACCUUUACUCCUGGAUCCUCCAGGUCCUCUACUCCAUCCCAACCUUGAGCUAAACCUGACCCGUCCCGUCCUGGUGGUGGGUUCGUCAGAAAGCUCGGAAAUAUUGGAGAAGCUUAAACCUAGGUUUGAGAUAAUAUCUGCUGGUGGUGCAGGAAAUAAACUUAUGAUGGUUCUGAUUGGUACCGCAGAUCUGUACAUAAAUUCAUCCCCUUCAGAGCUUCCAUAA
Molecule: messenger RNA, 759 nt
Organism: Eurytemora carolleeae
Lineage: Eukaryota; Metazoa; Arthropoda; Copepoda; Calanoida; Temoridae
Gene: Ipp
Product: inositol polyphosphate 1-phosphatase
Exons: 12
Coding region: 1-759 (252 amino acids)
Molecular function (GO): inositol-1,4-bisphosphate 1-phosphatase activity
Source: RefSeq, a predicted model, not a curated record